AUGACCGGAGAGAAGAUCCGCUCUCUGCGCAAAGACCAGCGGCCCAGCAAGGACGAGGAUCUCCUGGAACCCGACGAGGAGGCAGCGACGGGCACUUUCACCACCUCCAAGGCCCACAACAAGAGUAGAGCCAGUAAGAUCUUCAGCAACCACAAGAUCCCCAAGUCCUCCUCCUCCUCCUCCUCCAGCCAGCAGCAGAACCAGCAGUCCCAGAACAACGCCAACACUCCUGCCCUGUCCACAGAAGUCACCGAUGACAACAACAGAAACCCCAUACUCCGAGCCGUGCAGGACUAUCCCGUGCAUGAGUGUGUAUUCAAGGGAGAUGUCCGCAGACUGUCUUCUCUGAUCCGUACACAGAACAUAGCCCAGAAAGAUGUACAUGGAAACACACCUUUACAUCUUGCAGUCAUGAUGGGGCACAAAGAGUGUGCCCAUCUCCUGCUGGCCCACAAUGCCCCAGUGAAGGUGAAGAAUGCUCAGGGCUGGAGCCCCCUGGCUGAGGCCAUCAGUUAUGGAGACCGACAGAUGAUCACGGCGCUGCUGAGGAAGCUGAAGCAGCAGUCCAGGGAGAGUGUGGAGGACAAACGGCCCAAGCUGCUCAAUGCACUUAAAGAACUUGGAGACUUUUAUUUGGAGCUCCAUUGGGACUUUCAAAGUUGGGUCCCUUUACUCUCCCGGAUACUGCCAUCAGACGCAUGCAAGAUCUACAAGCAAGGCAUCAACAUCAGACUGGAUACAACCCUCAUAGACUUUAGUGACAUGAAGUGCCAACGCGGGGACCUCAGCUUCAUCUUCAACGGCAACGCCAUCCCCUCAGAGUCUUUUGUUGUUUUAGACAAUGAGCAAAAGGUUUACCAGCGAAUACACCAUGAGGAGUCCGAAAUGGAGACCGAGGAGGAAGUGGACAUCUUGAUGAGUAGUGACGUUUACUCGGCCACAUUAUCGACCAAGUCCAUCACGUUCUCCAGAGCGCAGAGCGGCUGGCUCUUUAGAGAGGACAAGACGGAGCGCAUUGGGAACUUUUUGGCCGAUUUCUACUCCGUGAACGGGUUGGUGCUAGAGUCCCGCAAGAGACGAGAGCAUCUGAGUGAGGAGGACAUCCUGAGGAACAAAGCCAUCAUGGAGAGUCUGAGCAAAGGAGGAAACCUCAUAGAGCAGAACUUUGAGCCAACGAGGAGACCGUCUUUAACUCCUCCGACGGCAAAUACUAUCUCAUGGGAGGAGUACAUCACAGCUGACAAUGGAAAAGCUCCACAUCUUGGAAGAGAACUUGUCUGCAAGGAAAGCAAGAAGAACUUCAAAGCUACAAUAGCAAUGAGUCAAGAUUUCCCUCUGGGCAUUGAAUCAUUGUUAAAUGUCCUGGAGGUUAUUGCACCAUUCAAGCACUUUAAUAAACUCAGGGAGUUUGUUCAGAUGAAGCUCCCUCCAGGUUUUCCAGUCAAGCUUGACAUCCCUGUUUUUCCUACAAUCACAGCCACCGUGACAUUUCAGGAGUUUCGCUAUGAUAAGUUUGAGCCAUCUAUUUUUACCAUUCCUGAUGAAUACAAAGAAGACCCUAGUCGAUUUCCUGAUCUUUAA
Messenger RNA from Knipowitschia caucasica, 1581 nucleotides. NCBI's taxonomy places the organism in Eukaryota, Metazoa, Chordata, Actinopteri, Gobiiformes, Gobiidae. The record is from the annotation of a GenBank genome assembly.